This is a messenger RNA of Tauraco erythrolophus (red-crested turaco), 1457 nucleotides long. Lineage: Eukaryota; Metazoa; Chordata; Aves; Musophagiformes; Musophagidae. The record is from RefSeq and is a predicted model, not a curated record.
GUUUUUCAGGAAAAAAUAGAUAUGUCGACAUAUCCUGUUGAAAGCAUUAGAAACUUCAGUAUUAUAGCUCAUGUAGAUCAUGGCAAAAGUACGCUAGCAGACAGAUUGUUGGAAAUUACAGGAACAAUUGCUAAAACUGACCGUAAUAAACAAGUGCUGGAUAAACUGCAGGUGGAACGCGAAAGAGGAAUUACAGUUAAAGCACAAUCUGCAUCUCUCUUCUACAAUCACGAAGGAGUAAACUACCUCUUAAAUCUUAUUGACACACCAGGCCAUGUAGAUUUCAGCUAUGAAGUAUCACGAUCACUGUCUGCCUGUCAAGGUGUCAUACUUGUAGUGGAUGCAAAUGAGGGUAUUCAGGCUCAGACAGUGGCAAACUUCUAUCUGGCUUUUGAAGCACAGCUUGCAAUAAUUCCUGUCAUUAAUAAGAUUGACUUGAAGAAUGCAGACCCUGAAAGAGUUGAAAAACAAAUUGAGAAACUGUUUGAUAUCCCUAUAGAUGAAUGUGUAAGGAUUUCUGCUAAACGAGGAACAAAUGUUGAAAAAGUUCUUCAAAAGAUCAUUGAGAAGAUUCCACCGCCUCCAUGUACUACUGCUGAUCCAUUGAAAGCCUUAGUGUUUGACUCCACCUUUGACCACUACCGAGGUGUCGUAGCUAACAUUGCGCUCUUUGGUGGGGAGAUUGAGAAAGGGCAUAAAAUUGUGUCUGCACACACAAAGAAAAGAUACGAAGUUAAUGAAGUCGGAAUUCUGACUCCAAAUGAACAGCCAACGCAUAAGUUAUAUGCUGGACAGGUGGGGUACCUGAUUGCUGGAAUGAAAGAAGUAACAGAAGCCCAAAUAGGAGACACGCUGUUUUUGUGUAAACAGCCAGUGGAGCCUUUGCCUGGCUUUAAGUCAGCGAAGCCAAUGGUUUUUGCAGGAAUGUAUCCUGUAGAUCAAACAGAAUAUAAUAAUCUCAAAAGUGCUUUGGAAAGGCUGACAUUGAAUGAUUCCAGUGUAACUGUUCAUCGUGACAGUAGCCUUGCUUUAGGAGCUGGAUGGAGGUUGGGUUUCCUUGGUCUUUUACAUAUGGAAGUUUUUAAUCAACGUUUGGAGCAAGAAUAUAACAUGUCUGUUAUUUUGACUGCACCUACAGUUCCAUAUAAAGCUAUUCUUUCUUCGGCAAAGUUGAUAAAGGAGUAUGGUAAAGCAGAGAUUACUAUUAUCAACCCUGCUCAGUUUCCUGAUAAACUUUCAGUAUCUAAAUAUUUAGAGCCAACUGUUCUUGGUACUAUUGUAACACCUCCUGAAUAUAUUGGGAAAAUAAUUGCUUUGUGUCAGGAUCGUAGGGCAGUCCAGAAGGACAUGUUGUACAUUGAUGAAAACAGGGUUAUGCUAAAAUACCUCUUGCCACUGAAUGAAAUUGUGGUGGAUUUUUAUGAUGCUCUUAAGUCUCUGUCUUCUGGUUAUGCAAG